AUGCCUUCUCCGGAAGGUGCACCUCAAUCCGGCCGAGGCGAAGGCUCCAGAGGACGCGGUCGUGGCCGUGGGCGAGGCGCUGGUGGUCGCGGAAAACGAGGUCGAGGAGGAGCAAAUGCUCAAGCGACUACAACUCCCGCAAAUCCAGCAGCCCAAGAUGUCGCUGCUGCCGCUGCCGCUGCCAGAGCUCACAUCCUGAAGCAACAAACCCAACCUGCCGAAUCUAACACAACCGGUACUGCGGCACCCCCCGAUGCUGACGAUGAUGCUGAUGUCUGCUUCAUCUGUGCUAAUCCUGUGGCGCACCAUUCCAUUGCUCCAUGCAACCAUGCUACCUGUCACAUCUGUGGUUUGCGCAUGAGAGCCCUCUAUAAGACAAAGGACUGUGCCCAUUGUCGAACUCCAGCUCCGUUUGUCAUCUUCACCGACGAUGCAGAGAAGCGAUUUGAGGACUAUACCGAUAACGACAUCACCACAACCGACUCCAAUAUCGGCAUCAAGUACACAAAUGAGGACAUUGUUGGGGACACUGUGCUCCUGCUGCGAUACAACUGUCCCGACGAAUCUUGUGACUUUGCGGGUCUCGGAUGGCCAGACCUGCAUCGACAUGUUAAAUCAGUGCACCGUAAGCGAAUGUGCGACCUUUGCACCCGUAACAAAAAGGUCUUCACCCAUGAACACGAUCUCUUUUCCGACAAGGAACUCGAGAAGCACAUGCGACGCGGCGACGAUAAGCCAGGCGCCGCUGACCAGACGGGCUUCAAAGGCCACCCCCUGUGUGGCUUCUGCGGUGAACGUUUCUACGACGACGACAAGCUGUAUGAGCAUUGCCGUAUGAAGCAUGAACGUUGCUUCAUUUGCGACAGAAGCGAUUCACGGCAACCACACUACUACCUCGACUACAACGCGCUAGAACAGCACUUCAAGAAGGACCACUACAUCUGCUCAAACAGCGAGUGCUUGGAGAAGAAGUUUGUCGUUUUUGCCUCGGAAAUGGACCUUCAGGCGCACAACCUGAAGGAACAUGCGGGCAAAGCUGCAGGCAGGGACGCUCGACUGGUCGACAUGUCAUCCUUUGACAUUAGACAAUCCUACCAAAAUGAGAGACGCGGAGGUCACAGAGACGGUGGUGAGGGACGCGGCAGAGGACGUAGAGGUGGUGGCAGAGGCAGAGACCCUAACGAGGAUGCCGUGCCGCCAACCUCUGCUCAGCCAUUGCGAAGAGAUGAACUUGCUCUGCAGCGUCAACUCGCAAUUCACUCGACGCAGUCUGUUUCGAAUCGAACCUUUGGAGGCCAGCUCUCAGCGCCUGCUGGACAGUCAUCCAGCGCACGACCAACAUCAUCUGGUACUUCAACGCCGACUCGAAACGCCGCCAUCCAAAAUCAAAACGGCCUCGUUGACUCCAUAAACUCUCUCACCAUCACAGAUACCUCCAACAUGUCGCCAGAAGAACGAGCUCGACUUGUCCGACACAGCUCCGUGGUUGAGCGAGCUGCCAACCUCCUCGGCAAUGACUCCAAUAAGCUCAACACCUUCCGUCAACACAUCUCAUCCUACCGCCAGGGCGGAUUCACUGCUCCACAGCUCAUCGACGCCUUCUUCACCUUAUUUGCGGACGUCUCAUCCAAUGCUCUGGGCACGCUGGUCCGCGAAGUAUCGGAUCUCUUUGACGACAAGAAGAAGGCUGAUAGCCUCCGCGCAGCAUGGCAAGAUUGGCGCGCCAUCAACGAAGACUACCCCAGUCUCCCCGGCCUCAGCGGCAUGCAUGGCGCAACCUCAAGUUCAAGUGGAUGGGCACACGCGGCCACCGCCAACCCAGGCUUACCCAACGCUGCUCCGGCACAGAAGCACUCUAACCGGGUGCUCCGUCUCAAGAACAGUACUCGUCUCGGUGGACCAGCGCCGGCAACCGUCAGAACAACACCGGGUUGGAUAUCAUCCCCAGCCGUCCAACCACCAUCCGCCUCCUCUUCAUCCGCAUUCCCCUCUCUCGCGUCAGCAUCGACAUCGACAUCAACACCUGCCUCCCGCUCAACAUGGGCAUCAUCAACUUCCCAACCGCAACAGCCACGAACCGCCAUCCCCCGAAACCAAGAAGCCUUCCCCUCCCUCCCCGCGGCACCCAAGCCAACCACCACCAUCUUCGGCUACGGUUCCGGCAGAGGCGUCCGUAGGGACUACGGACACGCUGAAUCCAAUUUCCAGUGGGGGAACAGCUCGUCUGCCGUGAACACCCCUCCUAAUGAAGAAGAGGAAGAGACGGGCAAGGGCAAGAAGGGCAACAAGAAGGGGAAAAAGGUACUUGUACAAUGGGGUUAA
Molecule: messenger RNA, 2322 nt
Organism: Pochonia chlamydosporia 170
Lineage: Eukaryota; Fungi; Ascomycota; Sordariomycetes; Hypocreales; Clavicipitaceae
Product: C2H2 finger domain-containing protein
Exons: 2
Coding region: 1-2322 (773 amino acids)
Biological process (GO): rescue of stalled cytosolic ribosome; protein ubiquitination
Molecular function (GO): ubiquitin protein ligase activity; ribosome binding
Source: RefSeq, a predicted model, not a curated record